Messenger RNA from Mercurialis annua (annual mercury), 2643 nucleotides. RefSeq lists its product as uncharacterized. NCBI's taxonomy places the organism in Eukaryota, Viridiplantae, Streptophyta, Magnoliopsida, Malpighiales, Euphorbiaceae. The coding region runs from base 350 to 2353 and encodes 667 amino acids. The record is from RefSeq and is a predicted model, not a curated record. The transcript is spliced from 2 exons.
UCCAAUUCGAAACCAAAAAAUGGUCAAAAAGGUCACUUUUUAAUUUAUAGUUACAUUUAUUUUUCUCUGCCAUUCACUUCUGCAGAAUCAAAUCCAAUUGAACUCUUUCAGUUCUGCAAUUAUUUCUCUCUAAAAAUCCAUUCAUUUCUCUCCACUUGUCACUCCACCACUCUUCUUCUUCCUCUUCUUUUUCAAAAUUUUUCCCUUUUUGUCCCUGUCCCUGUCCCUGCUUCUUUUUUCACUCUGUGUUUCACAUGCACAUAGUAACAUAAAAACUCAAUCUGUAAUUCAUUUGUCAUCUUCAAGAUUGUAUUUAUUUUUCCUUUCAUUUUCUUCAGAAACCAAAAAAAUGGAGUUAGUUCCAUACACAGACCCAAAUUCAACCCAAGAAUCAACAAGCACCACACUUCCAUGGCAAGACAUGUUUAGAUCCGGUUCAUACAGAAAACCCACCACCACAAACCCACCAAAACCACCGCCCAAUUCCUCAAACAACAACCAAUCCGAUUCAUCAAACCAAAAACCCAAUUCAUCAAGCUCAAGUUCAAACGAAACGGAUCACAAAACACCCGCCACCUUAUCAGGCGACCCACAGGUAAGACUCGCAAUUUACAUAGCCAUGGCUCACGCUGGUCUAGCUUUUACAAUCUUCAUCCUGUAUUUCGCAUGUAAACUAUUGCAAGACUAUUUAAGGCCAAUUCAAUGGGCUGUUCUAUGUUCAAUUCCAUUGAGAGGUAUUCAAGAGACCCUUGUUGAUUUUUGGAAGGAGCCUCUAGCAUUAGGGCUUACUGAGACUGUUUUUGCUAUUCCUGUUGCUAUAUUUAAAGCUUUUGUGGGUACACUUGUUGAUAUUAAGGAGGUUUUUUUACGGGUUUUUCUUAAAAAAGCAAAAAGAAUUGGUCCUAGAAGGAAUCGAAGGCGAACCGGGUUUUCAAAGAUUGUUAGAUGGUUGGUUUCAUUUGGGGUUUUUGUGAUUGCUUAUGAGAAUAUUGGAGGUAUGGGAUCAUUAAUGAUUCUUGGAUUAGGGUUUAUGUGUGGUUCUAAAACUGUUGACUCUACUUUUUCUGCUAUGUCUUCUUUUAGGAGUAAUAGUUUUAGGCAUAGUAAACUUAGUGCUUUUUUUACUAGAGGGAUUUUGAAGAGAUUGGGUACUAUUGUUGCAAUCGGGUUGAUUUUCGCUAUGAUUGUUGGGUUUUUGGCUGGGACUAUCUUUUUCUCUUAUAAGAUUGGUGUUGAAGGGAAAGACGCGGUUAUUUCGUUGAAGUCGCAUGUCGAAGAGAAUAAUUAUGCCGAAAGGAUUGGCAUUAAGAAAUGGAUGGAAGAUAAUGAUGUUCCUGGUAUGGUAGAUAAGUAUACUACUACGGUCUAUGAUACGGUGUCUGAUCAGAUAGAUAGUUUGGCUAUGCAAUAUAAUAUGACUGAGCUUGUUACCGGGAUCAAGCAUUUUGUUAUUAGUACUCCGUCUAAUAUGUCUCGACAAUCAUCCGCUUUAAUGAGCCCUUCUCCGUACACGGAGAAGCUUGUGAGUUUACGAACAAAGAUGAGUAAUCGUCAGUGGCGAGAUAUAUAUACAGAAUUAGAUGCACUUCUUAGAGAAUUGAUAAUUACUCGUGAGGAUCUAGUUGAGAAGGCGAAAGGGUUUGCCGUUCGAGGAAUGGAUGUGUCACAACGGGUGUUUGCAAGUAGUGCCUCUGUGGUAGGCGGUGGUGCUAAGUUCAUGUUUUCUGUGGGAAACUCCAUCAUCUCUGGUGCAGCUGAGGUUUUUAACUUUGUAUCUCAGUCGAUGGUGUUCUUUUGGGUCUUGUAUUAUUUAAUCACAUCAGAAUCUGGUGGAGUAACGGAACAAGUGAUGCAAAUGUUUCCAAUUCCAAAGUCGGCUAGUACUAGAUGUGUUGAAGUUCUUGAUAAUGCUAUUUCUGGAGUACUUUUAGCUACUGCUGAGAUUGCAUUCUUUCAAGGAUGUCUUACAUGGCUCUUAUUCAGAGUGUACAAAAUACAUUUCUUGUAUGUAUCAACUAUUCUUGCAUUGAUCAGCCCGUUGUUUCCGAUCUUUCCGUCGUGGUUUGCAACCCUUCCAGCGACCUUGCAGUUAGCAAUGGAAAGUAGAUACAUUCUCGCUAUUAGCUUGUCCAUUAUUCAUGUUGUGCUUAUGGACUAUGGUGCUUCUGAAAUCAAAGAGGACAUACCGGGUUAUAGCGAAUAUCUUACGGCGCUCAGCAUUCUUGGUGGAAUGACACUCUUCCCAUCUGCAGUGGAGGGUGCAAUAAUGGGGCCAUUGAUAACCACUGUUAUGAUUGCACUUAAGGAUCUAUACGCCGAAUUUGUAUUGGAAGAACCGACGAAAAAUGAUUAGCGGAAUGAAAUCUGAAGAACAUUUCUGUGAGUGCAUAUUCCAUUCUUUUAUUUGCAAUUCGUGAAGUGAUAUAUAUUAGUUUGUUCAUUCUAUUCUAGUUGUUUUGGUUUCUUUCUGUUAUAGGAUAGAUUUUUACUUUGAAUUUGCUUCAUCUGGCACCAUAAAGAAAAGGAAAAUUUAAAUUCAAAUUGUAUAUUUAUCAUGUAUUCAUUGUUGUAAGAGCGUUGGAAAACCAUAUUGGAGUUGUAAUGUUAUGAAUAUGAGAAUUUUUAUUGUUGUGAGAUUAAUAA